GCCAUCCCCGGCGACUCGGGCGGGUGGAGCGAGGAGGCGCAGCCGCGCCGCGGGCAGGGCGCGCGGAGACGGUUCCGGGCUGUGCUGGGGGCCGGCGCGCCCUCCCGCUUGUCCCAUCGGCAUGUCGCUGGGGCAGCGCCUGGCACGGCUGGCCGGCUGGCUGCAGGAGCCGCAGAAGGUGGCCCGCUUCCAGCGUCUGUGCGGCGUGCGGGCGCUGCCGCCCCGCGAGGCUGAGGCGGCCGAGGCGCCCCCGGCAGGAGCCCCCCGGCGCCAGGGCACGAGCGCGCGGCCCAAGUCCGGGGACGGCGGCGGCGCCCUCAGCCUUAACGGCGUGCGCCCGGGGCCGGCGGCCGAGCGGGGCCCGCGCCGCAACUCGCUGACGGGCGAAGAGGGCGAGCCGGCGCUCGUGAGCAACUGGCCACUCUACUACCUGUUCAGCCUGGGCACCGAGCUGGGCAACGAGCUCUUCUACAUCCUCUUCUUCCCCUUCUGGAUCUGGAACCUAGACGCCUUGGUGGGCCGCAGGCUGGUGAUCGUCUGGGUGAUGGUCAUGUACCUGGGCCAGUGCACCAAGGACGUGAUCCGCUGGCCGCGGCCCGCCUCGCCGCCUGUGGUCAAGCUGGAGGUGCUGUACAACUCUGAGUACGGCCUGCCGUCCACCCACGCCAUGUCUGGCACAGCCAUCCCCAUCACGCUGGUCUUGCUCACCUAUGGCCGCUGGCAGUACCCUCUGGUGUACGGCCUGGUGCUCAUCCCCUGCUGGAGCUCGCUGGUGUGCCUGAGCAGGAUGUACAUGGGCAUGCACUCCCUGCUGGACAUUAUUGCUGGCUUCCUGUACACCAUUUUGAUCCUGGCUGUCUUCUAUCCAUUUGUGGACCUGAUUGACAACUUCAACCAAACUCACAGAUACGCCCCGCUGAUCAUCAUCGGGCUGCACCUGGCCCUGGGCAUCUUUUCUUUCACGCUGGACACCUGGAGCACGUCGCGAGGAGACACAGCUGAGAUUCUGGGGAGCGGGGCUGGCAUCGCGUGUGGGUCUCACGUCACGCACAGCAUGGGUCUGUUGGUGGAUCCUGCUCCGGACAUGUUGCCUUUGCCUACACCUGCCAUCACGCUGACUGUCCUUGCCAAAGCCACGGUGCGGGUCCUCAUCGGGAUGGGCGUUGUUCUAAUAGUUAGAAAUAUAAUGAAAAAGAUCACCAUCCCGUUAGCCUGUAAGAUCUUUAAAAUACCAUGUGACGAUAUUCGAAGAGCAAGACAGCACAUGGAAGUGGAGCUUCCUCAUCGCUACGUGACCUACGGGAUGGUCGGUUUCUGCAUCACAUUUUUGGUUCCCUACAUAUUUUUCUUUAUUGGCAUCUCUUGAUGGUGAGAUAUUGUUUAUAAUAAGAAAGGAGAGAACCAGUUACUGACAUCUAAAAAUAUACUGUACGUAAAAGGUCUGAGUUAGGCUUUGGCAAGAAUUUAUCUUAAAUAAUUGUUUAAGUAAAUUCUUAAGAGUCAGUGCAGGUGCACUUUAUCAUUGCACAGGAAGCUAUUUUAGGUGAGCUGAUCUCACUGAGAAAAUGCAAAGUUUCCAUUUAGAAUGUCCAUGUGUUUGGAGAGUUUUGUGCUUUUAUGGACUCAAGAUAUAUAUAUAUAUAUAUAUAUAUAUAUACAUAUAUAUAUAUUAUGGUACGUAAUAUGCAAUCAUAUCUAAUAUAUGUUAUAUAUAAUAUAAUAUACCUAAGUUUUUUAAACAGUGGGGUGCGUAUUAUAAAAUCAAGAAUAAUAUGCAAACAAUUGUGCCUGUGUAUUUGGGAUUCAUACAGGUAUGUUGUUACUGAAUAAUGUUUAACCUUGACUUACUAUGGGAGCCAUUUCCUACCUGAAUUGCAUAAUUCCUAGGCCAGAAUUCACAGGCCACAACACGCUGACCGACUGCCUCUUCACACUGCCUCCGUCCUUCCUGUGACCCAGGAUGCUGACCAUGGGGAGCAUUUUUAACGGACCAAACUUUCAGAAAAAUUUGGUUUUGGAUUCCUUAUUUUUUUAAGUUCUGUACACUGUGUUGAAUGUACUUUCUUUGCAACUGUUUUGAGCAUCAGUUUAAUAAAUCAGGUACUCAAUUUUAUUGCUUGCUAAUUGUGCCUUUCUGUUGCUGACUUAAGAAAUGCCAUGUAUACUGUGAUACAAAAGUAAGACUCCAAGUUGCAGAUAACUCGGCAAAUAUUUUAAGAUAGAUGUCAAACUAACAGGGAUCGAAGUAAACCACCAGUUCGUAACUCUUCAGUCUUUCUUUAGAAAGAAAUUGAAAUGGGCUGAAAUUUCUCACUGAUUUAUCGGAAGCUAAAAAGAUAACUAUUUCCAAUUUUGUAGGUAUUUUUCUGUGUGCUGUAAGUUAAAGGAAUAAGAUGUAUUUUUUGUACACUGUCUUGAUCGUUUCUACUGCAGGUAGCUGUUUCCAUUGCACGGAGCCGUAGUUGAAGUUUGUAAAAGGACAAGGCACAGGCUUUAUAUGUAAAAAACUGUUUUUCUAAAUUACUUGAAAAGGAUCGAAUUUCCCACAAUUAACUUUUAUUACCUACUUAUUAGCUAUAAAAAAUAAACUGUAAAAAAGUCUAAAAUUAAUAGGUAUUAGUAGUUUAGAUCCUUUUUCCAGCUUUUUAUUAUUUUCACAGUGGAAAAUUUGAGUAUAGUGUAUAUAGUAUUAAACUAUUCUUUUUUUCUGUGUGUGCCUUUGUAUUUUGAAGUGUGAUUGUAAUUGCUUUAACAUUGUUUAUUUUUAGUAAGAUUUUCAUAAAGAAGAAAAUUGCCAGGUGUGGUAGCACACAGUUGUAAUCCCAGCACUCAGGAGGCUGAGGCAGGAGGGUCGCCAUGAGUCAGCCUGGGCUAUUAAUUCAAGGCCAGCCUGAAUUGCUAAACUGCAUAGUGAGACCUUGUCUUGAUUUAGAAAAAGAAGCAAAAGCAAAUUUACUUUCCAUAUAAAUGAACAUCAGGUAUGGGAUUACUGAUUUUAGUGCAAUAUUUAUAUGGCUAUCCAGAAGUGUCAAUUAAGAUGUUUCUAUUUUGGACAGCAUAGCUAUUUAAGCUCAUAUUUUUAUAAUUCUGGUUGAGAAUUUAAGAGCAUGGUAAUUUUUUUUUUUUUUUACCAAAACUGAAUCUAAUAAUUUAAGUAAAGUAACUGAAUUUAGGCUGUUUAUCUAUUAGUCGGAAAGAAACCAGGGCACCUAGAAACCUAUCAGUACACUGGAAAAUGUGAGAACAACCUUUCGUUAAAAAAGUGUAGUUAAUUGAAUUUUUCCAAAAUUUGGUGUGUGGUAGCCUAUUGAUUUUUAUGUGUAGUUUAAAAAGUAUUUGAAAAUGCUGUUUUUGUGUUUUGUUAUUUCCUGUCCUGUGAUAGUUCUAUGCUAAAUGGAUUUUAAAAUAAAAGUCAAAUUCAAGAUGGAA
This is a messenger RNA of Cavia porcellus (domestic guinea pig), 3429 nucleotides long. RefSeq names its product sphingosine-1-phosphate phosphatase 1 (gene Sgpp1). Gene Ontology annotation, molecular function: sphingosine-1-phosphate phosphatase activity. Gene Ontology annotation, cellular component: endoplasmic reticulum membrane. The transcript is spliced from 3 exons. Lineage: Eukaryota; Metazoa; Chordata; Mammalia; Rodentia; Caviidae. Gene Ontology annotation, biological process: sphingosine metabolic process. Bases 122 to 1366 code for a protein of 414 amino acids. The record is from RefSeq and is a predicted model, not a curated record.